AUGGAGUCGGGGGUCAAUUUGGUCAACUUGGUCAACUUGGUCAACCAAGAGCUACUCCAAGAUGCACUCUAUGGCAUCGCCCGGAACAAGAUCUACGCCUUGGUCGCGGCUCUCAAUCCGCUGCGGACCAGGUCCAGCCUCGGCUGCUUCAUCAACAUCCUGGCGGCUGCCACGGCCGCGCACGUUCUCUCCACGCCAGGGAAGGAGGUCCUGGACUAUUUCCUGGUCCCGCACGGCAAGAGGCAGCCACUGCUAGAGUUCCUGCAGCCGGCAAGGUGGUUUCGGGACGGUGCCCAGCACGCGCUCCUUGUUGGCCUGAGCCUGGCUGUGGGGGCCCUGGCGACGCUGCAGGUGGAGAAGCUGGGCACCUUCCUAGCACGUCAGCUCUGGCGGCGACCCCGUGGCCUGCUGGCUGCCGGGAUGGUGCUGGUGCUAUGCCGGCUGCGCCUGCACAGCCUGCACAGCCUGCGCAUGGCCCUGCUGAAGUCUGGAACUCUCGAGAGCUCAGGGCUUCCGGCGCUGCUUCUGAGCAGGGCGGAGGCGCGCGCCGAGGAGAAGGCGGUUCCUGCAGAGGAGGUCUCGGCAGAGCCUAGUACGCAGAGCGACGCCGAGCCAACGUUCCCGGCGCCUGCUGGCGAGCUGGAGGAGGUUCCUGCAGAAGUUCCGGCAGAGCCUAGUACGCAGAGCGACGCCGAGCCAACGUUCCCGGCGCCUGCUGGCGAGCUGGAGGAGGUUCCUGCAGAAGUUCCGGCAGAGCCUAGUACGCAGAGCGACGCCGAGCCAACGUUCCCGGCGCCUGCUGGCGAGCUGGAGGAGGUUCCUGCAGAAGUUCCGGCAGAGCCUAGUACGCAGAGCAACGCCGAGCCAACGUCCCCGGCUGCUGACAAGCUGGAGGUUCAGAGCGCUCCACCCCUCGAGAUUCCGCUGGAGACGGUGGAUCUCGCUGUACUUCUCCAUGGUGCUGUCCCAGCCUUCAAGCAUGCCCGUGACACCUCACUCGGAGGGACACGCAAGCGUGCCACUCGCCAGCAACUUCCCGCUAUCGACGCCGACGACGCCGACGGCGCCCACGUCUACCGCUCCAGGGCCGGCCUCAGCUACAGCAGCGCUGUUCCCGUCCGAGGCACUCUUUACCUGUACAGCCAGCAAGUGCAACGGUGCAGUGGCCCAGCCCUCCCCGUCCGCCUCGCCUCCAACGGAAACGCGGACAUUUCUCGCCCGCAGACUCCAGCUGGCAGAGUUGGGACAGCCGUCCACCCGCCGCACAUGUCGCACGUGCAGGUGAUGCACGCUCAGGUGCGAAGCGUGCCGAUGGCACCAGUCUACAGGCCGGAUGGAGCCGACCCCAGCAACGGGUGCUCCACUGUCGCAGUCGUGGGGUGUGUCGACGAUGCAGAGGUCACGCUCCCGGAGUCCCUCAAGGCCCCUCUGCCUGGGGCACUGGCCGCUGGCCUCUCGGGUGAGGCAUUGGAAGAGCUUGUAGCUCGCUUGGCAACCAUCACCGACACACUGCAGGUGGCCGCUGAGAAUGAAGGCCGCGGCCUGAGCAACGAGGCCAAUCAGUGUCAGGCUCUGGAGUUUAUCUGA
Symbiodinium natans is the source of this 1587-nucleotide messenger RNA. NCBI's taxonomy places the organism in Eukaryota, Dinophyceae, Suessiales, Symbiodiniaceae. The record is from the annotation of a GenBank genome assembly.